Molecule: messenger RNA, 921 nt
Organism: Fomitiporia mediterranea MF3/22
Lineage: Eukaryota; Fungi; Basidiomycota; Agaricomycetes; Hymenochaetales; Hymenochaetaceae
Exons: 7
Coding region: 1-921 (306 amino acids)
Source: RefSeq, a predicted model, not a curated record
AUGAACAGCGGAACAAUCUUUCUUUCGCCUGGCCUGGGUGGCCAAGAAAGAAUAUCAACCCAGAAUACCGUGAGACUGAUCUUCGUCGAAGUCGCAGUCGCACUCUCACAAACCAGCAAGUCAUCUGGCCUCUCCGGUACAACGCUUCUCCAAACCUCAGCUUGGAUACAAUUCUUAGCUACGGAUAUCGUGACCGAUAUGCGAUCAUUAUUUGCCUCAUCGAGAUGCAUUUGGAUCAAGUAUCUGUGGGCAUGUGUUGUGCAUCUCAAAUCUGCUGAACUAUUCAAGCGAGAAGUUGAUCUCACGGCGCCGUUCGCGCAUACUCUCUACUGGCAUGCUCCGAGUGGGUCUUCUAGGCCACAAUCCUGGGCGAUGAUCGAAGCAUAUUCUAAACUCUCGAAAACGAACAUCUGCUCUGGAGUAAUUUAUGUCAACACUGCAGGUAACAUCAAAGGGGGGCAUCUCAAGCUCGAGCAGGUUUUCGUUGUCGCGAAACGUGUGCUCCCAGGUUCAGCUUCGAGAAGGUUGCUUGGGCGCCUCGUCCAUUUUUACCCCGCAAUAUUAUUGUGGAGAAAACGCGCCCAAGAAGGCCCACGGGACUUGCAUUCCCGAUUGGGCUUGCUUAUCUCCCUAGGAGUGAUGUCCAAUUACAUAUUCCAUGAACCUCCGAUUUUCACAAAUUCGAAGCUUACAGCCCGUGUUUUACGUUUGCCAUGCUACUCGCCUCACUUCUGGAUAGAAUGGACUGCAGUUGGAGAUGCUAGUUUGUCACAUCUUGAGUCAAUCUUGGGUUCGAACAGCAUUGUGGUUAUUUCGGCGACUGGAUUUAUGGACGAGCGCUCCGGAUCUCAAUUUGUAGUUAUUCGUUUAAGUCGCGAAAUUACGGCUUCACUAUGCGAACGAAAUUUCAGCAGAGGGUGA